AUGUUGCGCACAUCGUUGCGAUCUGUCAGGGCUGUAGGCAGUAGGCCUGCUACUGCUGCUGCCGCCCGUCAAUGGCAGCCCGCGAUCGCGAGAUCACCUAGUCUAAGAUGCUACGUCGACAACAAGAAACCCUCAAUCAACGACUCACGGCCGGCAAAAAUACCUACAUCUGAAACCACCACGGCUGCAUCGAGCAACCCACCCGAACUGAAGACUGAAUCUACCAUCGCAUCGUCAACAAUCAGCUCUAAAGAAGUCCCCCAGACACCACCGUCUCCCCCGCCUGUACAGAAGAUACAAAUCAAGCCAUCUACACCACCUGUCGUGCCUAUCAGGAAGAAGAAGGGCUUCUUCCGUCGACUACGUAACUAUAUCCUGACCUUGGUAUUCUUAGGUGCUAUAUCAUUCGGUGGUGGUGUAUGGUAUUCGCGCAUCAACGACAAUUUCCAUGAUUUCUUCACCGAAUAUGUGCCAUUUGGCGAGCAAGCUGUGCUCUACUUUGAAGAGCUAGACUACAAAAAGCGAUAUCCUGGUGGGUUGACUAUUGGUGGCCGAAACAAGGAUACCGGUGCUCAGGUUAAGAUAUCCCCUCAAAGUGGCGCGUCCUGGCGAGUAGCAGAUACUGGCGAGUCCUCCAACAGACAAUCCAGCGCCAAGGGGGAUAUUGCUGCUAGCAAGAAUGCUGCCGCUGCUUCUAACCCUGAUAAGAAGAAGGCUCGCCCAGAUCCAACAACCGCGAAGGACAAAAAGCCUGCAGCUAAAGGUGCCGAAUCGUCAAAGGUUACUGUCUCAGAACCUGUACCGGCAGCCUCAUCCCAAGUUGCCGAAAAGCAAGUUGUCGAAAAGCAAGCCCCGGCUAAGAAAGACAGCACCAACUUUAUAGCGCCCGAAGUCGACGAGCCCUCUCGAUUCCCUCCUGCUGCUCCCAUUGAUCCUCUGAAUGUCAAAGAUGCCGAUGAGCCCCUGGUGCAAGACCUAGUCAAGAUGCUCAAUGACAUAAUUACGGUUGUGAACGCGGAUAACUCUGAUGACCGGUUUUCGUCCACCAUUGGCAAGGCCAAGAACGAACUCAACAAGGUAGGGUCCAAGAUUCGCGAGCUCAAGGCAAAUGUUGAGAAGGAUGCUGCUUCUCAAGUUGCGCACAAGGUUAAGGAAUUCGAGGGUGCCGCAAGCCAACUGGUGUCUCAUGUCGAGAAAGCAAUGGAUGCGCAAGAACGACUAUGGAAGGUUGAAUUUGAGGAAGAAAUGAAACGCAUUCAGUCAACCUAUGACGCCAAGUAUCAAACGCAGCUGGAGCGGGAAAGGCGCAUUAACGAGGAAAAGCUCAAUAAUCAACUCCUAGAGCAAGCCGUUGAGCUUAAGCGUCAGUUCUUGCGAGAAAUCAAGGACCGUGUGGAGGAAGAACGGAACGGCAGACUGGGCAAGCUAGAGCAGCUCAGCUCGGCGGUCACAGAACUCGAGAAGCUCACGACGGGCUGGAACGAUGUGGUGGAUACGAACCUCAAGACGCAACAGUUACACGUUGCAGUCGAGGCCGUGCGCGCCAGUCUCCACGACACAGAGCAUCCACGCCCCUUCGUCCGUGAGCUUGUUGCCCUCAAGGAGAUUGCCACCGAGGACCCGGUCGUCAACGCCGCCAUUCGUUCCAUUAACCCCUCCGCGUACCAGCGUGGCAUCGCCACACCCUCUCAGCUCAUCGACCGGUUCCGUCGCGUUGCUUCUGAGGUCCGCAAGGCAAGCCUGCUACCCGAAGACGCAGGCGUCGCUUCCCACGCUUCGAGCUGGGUGUUGAGCAAAGUACUCUUUAAGAAACAGGGACUUGCCGUAGGUGAUGACGUCGAAAGUGUGCUCACACGAACACAAACCCUACUCGAGGAGGGUAAUUUGGAUGCCGCAGCGAGAGAGAUGAACGGACUUCAGGGGUGGGCAAAAACACUGAGCAGGGAUUGGCUUGCAGAGGUUAGGAAGGUUCUUGAGGUGCAACAAGCUCUUGAGGUCAUUGCUACCGAGGCAAGGCUACAAAGUUUAAGGGUAGAGUAG
This is a messenger RNA of Hypoxylon fragiforme, 2040 nucleotides long. Its product is annotated as mitochondrial inner membrane protein Mitofilin. Lineage: Eukaryota; Fungi; Ascomycota; Sordariomycetes; Xylariales; Hypoxylaceae. The record is from RefSeq and is a predicted model, not a curated record. Gene Ontology annotation, cellular component: MICOS complex. The transcript has 3 exons. Gene Ontology annotation, biological process: cristae formation. The coding region runs from base 1 to 2040 and encodes 679 amino acids.